Messenger RNA from Zophobas morio, 1622 nucleotides. RefSeq lists its product as uncharacterized. The transcript has a single exon. The coding region runs from base 352 to 1566 and encodes 404 amino acids. Lineage: Eukaryota; Metazoa; Arthropoda; Insecta; Coleoptera; Tenebrionidae. The record is from RefSeq and is a predicted model, not a curated record.
UUGUAGUUGUAGGAAGUGGUUAGGGUGCAGGUGAUGGUAGCGAAGACGCAGCGGGUAAGGUUACGCCAACACGUCUUAGCCGCUCUGAAUUCUGUAAUAAAAAACAAUUGAAAACCCAAAAAUGAAUUAAAUUAGUAACUUGCCGUUGAUGGACGUUAAAAAUAUAUUUAGUUUUAUCUGAAAUGCGCAAUCAUUUAAAAUCGGUGAAGUUUUAUUAAUAGAACGUAACCAGCCAAAAUUAUACACUCAAAUAGAGUGAUAACGUAUAAUCUACGUGAGGUAAUUUAGUUUACGUAAUACGUGUUCUAUAUUUGCAGUACGUGUAUUUUUUUGUGUGUCCUUAAACAGAACAUGGCAGUCUACGAAAUCAAAAAAUUACAAGAUCUUUUAGGAUCUGAAAUUGUCAGUGUUUCCACUACGAAUUUAACAUCCGCUGGAGACAACUACGCAAGUGCAAUUUUUUCAGUAGCCGUGACUAUCAAAGAUGGCCAAAAGGAAAAACAAAUUCGAGCCGUAGCAAAAAUGAUACCACAAAACGAACUGAUUCGGAAACUAUUCAACAGCGAGAGGACCUUUCGGAACGAAGUUGCUUACUAUGAAAAAAUAGCACCCUGUUUGACCAACUUCCAAAAAGAACACAAUCUCCCUGAUCUAUUUAGUUCAUACCCUGAUUUCUACGGUGCUAGGACAAGCCUAGACCCUUCCAAAGACACAAUCGACAACGACGCAAUCCUACUCAUCCAGAACAUCAAAGAAACGGGUUUUUGCACCCUUGAUCGAAAAAUCGGCUUCGACUUGGACCAAACUAAACUAAUCUUGGACAAAAUGGCGGAACUACACGCAACAGCCAUCGCUUUGAAAACCCAAAAACUGCAAGUGUUCGAACGAGAUUUGAGACGUUUUUUUGCGAAAUUCAACAUGUUUGAGGCGGAAGAUGACGAAAAUCAAAAAUUAAUCGACUCGAUCGUUGAUCUACUACAAGAAGACGAGUUUUGUGUUCGGAAUAUGAAAACAAUCAGAGCGAGACUUGAGUUCAGUUCCCGUGUCACCAAGACGAAAAAUUGCGAAAAGUUUCAGAAAACCCCGUUCGCGAGUAUCGUCCAUUGCGAUUUGUGGUCUAACAAUAUCAUGAUAAAGAUUGUUGAUGAUAAAGCCGUCGAUGUGAAAUUUGUCGAUUAUCAAAUGUAUGAGUAUUCGUCGUUGGUUAGAGAUGUGGUUUUCUUUUUGUUUACGAGUGUUCAGUUGCCGGUCCUUCAGAGGAAUUUCGAUGGGCUUGCGGGUUAUUAUUUCGAGAAAUUUGGUGAUUGGUUGAAGAAACUAGGGUGUGAUGCGUCGAUUUUUAAGUUCGAGGAGUUUUUGGAGGAGAUGGGGUCGGUCGUAAAAUGGGGUGAAUUUUACCAUAUCAUGUUGAUGUUGAAGCCGAUUUAUACCCUCGAUAAGGAUGCUAAGGAUGUGGAUAGUUUGAAGCAAGAUGACUUUAUGAAUAGUGGGGGAGAGUUGGCGGAAGGGUGCAAACCAAGGGCGUAUUUUAUUGUUAAAGAGUUGAUAAGAAGAGGUUGGCUUUAAAUAGAGAUUUUGUGUGAUUACUUAAUACUGGAGUAAAUAAAUUAUGUAAUUGUUGA